GGCUAAGGCGGCCGGAAGUCGGCGGCCAUAGACGCGGUUUAUCCGCGACGGUCUAGAGACUGCUUGGCGUAGUGGGAGGUACUUGGAUCUUUCAAAAUGGGUGAACCUCAGCAAGUGAGUGCACUCCCUCCACCACCAAUGCAGUACAUCAAGGAAUAUACAGAUGAAAACAUCCGGAAAGGUCUAGCUCCUAAGCCUCCACCUCCAAUAAAGGACAGUUAUAUGAUGUUUGGCAAUCAGUUCCAGUGUGAUGACCUUAUCAUCCGCCCUUUGGAAAGUCAGGGCAUUGAACGACUUCACCCUAUGCAGUUUGAUCAUAAGAAAGAACUAAGAAAACUCAAUAUGUCUAUUCUUAUUAACUUUUUAGAUCUUCUAGAUAUUUUGAUUAGGAGUCCUGGAAGCAUAAAACGAGAGGAAAAGCUAGAAGACCUAAAGCUGCUUUUUGUCCAUGUGCAUCAUCUUAUAAAUGAAUACCGACCCCACCAAGCAAGGGAGACGCUCAGAGUCAUGAUGGAGGUACAGAAAAGGCAGCGCCUUGAAACAGCAGAAAGAUUUCAGAAGCACUUGGAACGAGUUAUUGAAAUGAUCCAGAAUUGCCUGGCUUCUUUACCAGAUGAUUUGCCUCAUACAGAAGGAGGAAUGAGGUUAAAAACUGAGCCAAUGGAUACUGAUGACAGCAAAAAUUGUAUUGGACAAAAUGAGCAUCGAGAAAAUUCUAGUCACAGAAGAGACCAGAUUAUAGAGAAAGAUGCUGCUUUGUGUAUCUUAAUUGAUGAAAUGAAUGAAAGGCCAUGAAGUCUUUUAAAUUUUGUUGUACAAACUUUUGGGGGUGGGGUGGGGUUAUGUAUCCAAAAAUUGUAUGGCAUUGUCUUGCUUGAUACUCUUGAAACUUGUAUAGAAAUAUAAAUUUGUCUGAUCAUGACCUUAUACAUUUAUAAGGUGGGAAUUUUUUUUUCAAACAUAAGUUCUUAACAACUAGUGAACAAAACAGGUGAAGUGUUGCCUAAUGGCUUAAGCUGAAUCCACAGAUUUACUUUUUAAAAAUAGAGUGCAGUUGACACUUUACUGAAGAGAACUAAAUAUAUCUAAGUUAGGUUGCAAUCAGUUCUCUUCUUUUCAUUUUUAUUUUUGUUGGACAUGCACAAAUAAGGUUAUAUUUUGAGCCAGAGAAAAUGCCCCAUAGCAUGUUAGAGUUUGUAAUUAACAUUUAAAUAAUUUUAAAGUGAGUUUAAUCAUAAUUUGAGUAAAGUUUUUUCAAGUUAUUUGUAGUUUGUAUUCAUAAAAAUUUAAUCAGUAAAGUAUCAUGAAGCAAAUAUUUAUUUUAAAACUAUACAAUUUGGAAUAACUUUCCCAAGAAAAAAAAACUUGAGUGGACUGAAUUCAGACCUCUUUUUUCCCCUCUUUGGUCUUUUGUGUGUCAGAUUCACGAUUUGAAAGAAUUUCGAGUUCUGUUAUCUCUGUGAACCUAGAAAUAGCUGUUAUGAUAGUACUUUGUGAAUAUAAAACCACUUAUAAAUCCAUUAAUAUGAUAAUGAAUACUAAAAGUUCAGAUAUAUUCAUGGUUGACUGGGGUGGCUGAAGUAAUCUAAAAACAUGAUUUUAACUGAGCUUUAGGUUUUACUUUUUUGUCAGAGUAAAAUUGAGUUUUAUCUCUUCUUGCCUUCUUAAAGUAAAAUCGCAAAAUAGUGGGCACCCAGGAAGAAAAGUAAGAAUUUGUAAAUUGUAAUAUUAGCUACUCGGUACUGGAUGCAUUUCAACUGCUCUGAAAAAGUAAACGAAAUUAGGAAGCUAGAAAUUUCCUGCAACAAAGUAGCUUCCAGAUUUUUUCCAGUUUUACAACACAUUCUGAUAAUAUUGCACUCCAGUAUUGCAUACAAGUAGAAUUUGAAAGCUAAAAGGCAUCGGCAUUAUUUCCCCCAAAGUUGUUGAAAUUCAAUAAAAACUCAUGUAUAUUACAAUACAAAGCAAUAAAAACACAGACCUCUCUUCUAAUCUCUUAUUCCAAUUCCUGCAGUCCCAAAUGUGGAGGAGGAAAGUCUCCCAACACCCAGACCAAAUAUAGGACUUGGGUGGUCUGGGAAGGGAGGACUGGUCCAGGGCCUGGGGUCAGAUGAUAUUAGUACAGAAGGAGCAGGUAGGAUGAGAGGUACCUCAGGAGGCUGUAAUGUAACUGAAAUGAUUUUGGUCCCCCCUCAUCAGGGCCAGACUGGGCUUCCACACUAAACUCUUCAUCUGGGUAAGAUGGAAUAGAACGAGGAUUGAAGUCUGAAAUCAAGUAACAUGUCACGAAUAACUGGACAAUGGGCUUCAGGAACCAUGCCCACCUCUAGCAGAUUUUUUCAUGCCACCAUGUGCAAAGGGCUCCAAGUACGGAGCACAUAGCUCUGUGUGGUGGGACAAGGGAUUGAGGGCACUGAGUCUUAGUACUGCCAAGGGAGGGAGGCAGGUCAACAGGAGUCUCAUUUGUAUAUAAAAAGGUUUGGGGGCUGCAUAAUAAAUUUAAUAAAUAUGUAGAAGUUGGGCAGACUGGGAAAUGAUGGUCCCUGAUAGACCUUAAUAUUCUUACACACACUUCUUUAUGCCUGUUCCUCAUCUGUAAAAUGGAGAUAAUAGUGGCACUGUCUUCUAAAGUUGUCAAAUUGUUCCAUUUGGCCUUGGAGAGUCAAAAGCAAUGAGUAUAAUUUGUAAAGAGACAAAUUGAGGCUUGAUGUUGGAAAAAAAUUCUUAAUGAUUAAGAGUUGUCCCAAAGUGAGAUGGUCUGCCUUGGGAGGCAGUAAGUAGCUUUCCAAGCUUUUUCCCCCAACUCUUUCCUCCCCUAUCAAAUCAGUCACCAGGUCCAGUUGAUUGCAACUUUAACAUAUCCCUCUAAUGCAACUCAUGCUCCCAAUUUCCUCUGCCACGUCUCAAGCACAAGCCCACAUUAUCUUCGAGCUGCUUUACUUCCUUUACCUCCUGUCAGGCUUUCCCACCUCCACCCUUUCCCCCUCCAGUCGGUUUCUCAUAAUGCUAGAAUAAUCUGGUCAUGUACUCUCCUCAAAAAUCUUCAGUGGCUCCCUAUUUCCUCCCUAGUGAAGUUUAAACUCCCCUUUCUAAUAUUCAAAACCCUCCACAUUAUACUAUUACCUUCCCUUUUCAGCCUCACCUCCUGUUGCUUCCCUCCAUGCGUUGUGUGUUCUAGCCAAGCUGAAUUACCCACUUGCCUCCCUGACCAGCCACAUCUCAAUGAUUUUCCCCAACUUUCCCUUGGUGCCUGGAAUAUUAGCAGUAAUGUUCUCUCUCCCAUCUCGCAUAGCACUCUAUUUUAAAACUCUCUUAAUGUACUUUUCAUGUGAUACUGGGUUAUUCCCUGCUCAAUAACCUUAUUUUCUCCAGAAUCAAAUAUAAACUCAAAUUCCUCUAUUUGGCAUUUAAAGCUCUUCACAACAUGGUCUCUUCUUAUUCUUCCAGAUUUCUUACACGUUUCUCCCCUCCAUACACUCUGUGGUCCAGACAUACCGGUCUGCUUGCUGUUCCUCACCUAUGAUGCUAUGUCUUCCAUCUCUUCUUUUUCACCAGUGGUCCCCAUGCCUGGAGUUUUCUCUCUCCUCACUUCCACCUCCAAUUUCCCUUGCUUUCUUCAAGACUCAGCUCAAAAAUCACCUGUAGGAGGAGGCCUUUCCUGGAGGCCCCAGCUGUUAGUGAAGUAGAAGACAUAUAGUGCCCUAAAAGCUAAAAGCUUUUUAAAGAAACAAAUUUUAAUUAACAGUUGUUUUUCCAGCUCCUUGUGAGACCCCUCCGGAACUUGAAGGCGUCGUAGAGUCUCUUUCCCUUAUCUUGAGAUACCAUAAAACUUCCCCCCUAUCCUGGACCAUAAAACUUCCUUGUCUCCCUCAUCCUGAGUCAUAAAAUUUCCCAUCUUCCUUAUCCCGAGUCCUUAUUCUGCCAUCCAUCUUCCUCAUUCUGUGUCAUGUAAGAUAUCUUGUAAGAUAAAGUAGACCCCUAUCCCUCUGUAAAAUUUGCUAGCUCUCUUUCUAGAGCUAGCCCCCUGCUUUUGCAUCAAUAAAGCUCCCAAUGGUUACA
Molecule: messenger RNA, 4059 nt
Organism: Vombatus ursinus (common wombat)
Lineage: Eukaryota; Metazoa; Chordata; Mammalia; Diprotodontia; Vombatidae
Gene: MED7
Product: mediator complex subunit 7
Exons: 2
Coding region: 97-795 (232 amino acids)
Biological process (GO): regulation of transcription by RNA polymerase II
Cellular component (GO): mediator complex
Molecular function (GO): transcription coregulator activity
Source: RefSeq, a predicted model, not a curated record